GCGUUUCAACGAUUGUGAUUUGUAUCGAGCACCGGCUUCGAAACGAACUCCUAAGACUGUAUAAUCAUUUAGAAUGGAAAACGAAGAAAAUCCACGAGUAUUUUUUGAUAUAGAAAUAGGAAGUGAAUCGGUUGGAAGAAUUGUUUUUGAGCUGUUUAAAGAUAAGUUGCCAAAGACUGCAGAAAAUUUUCGGGCUUUGUGUACAGGAGAGAAAGGCAACGGAGCUACAACUGGAUUACCUCUGCAUUUUAAAGGAUGUCCUUUUCACAGAAUUAUAAAAGAUUUUAUGGUACAGGGUGGUGAUUUCUCCAACAAGAAUGGUACAGGAGGAGAAAGCAUAUAUGGAGAAAAAUUUGAAGAUGAAGGUUUUCCUUAUACUCAUGAUAAAGCAGGUCUACUCAGUAUGGCCAAUGCAGGUCCUGGAACUAAUGGUUCACAGUUCUUCAUCCUUUGUAAGCCUGCACAUCAUUUAGAUGGUAAACAUGUGGUGUUUGGUAAAGUUCUCAAGGGUAUGGGAGUGGUCAGAACACUGGAAAAUACAGAAAAGAAUGAAGAAACACCUGUUAAGGAGUGUAAAAUUGCUGACUGUGGUGAGAUAGCACUGGGAGAGGAUGAUGGUUUUGUGAAAGAUGACGGCAGUGGUGAUAUUUAUCCAGAAUGGCCAGAAGACUCUGGAGUUGACUUUGAAAACACAGAAAACAAAGAGAAAGUUUUAACAAUGAUCACCUCAAUCAAAGGAUUUGGAAAUAACUUCUUCAAAGAGCAAAAAAUCCAAGAUGCAAAAAGAAAGUACAAGAAAGCAUUGAGAUACUUAGAGUAUGUAGAAGACAAUAUGGAUCUGGAAGAAGAUGAAUCAAAUAUGGAUAAACUGUACAAUAUACCUAUAACAUUAAAUUUAGCUGCAUGUAGUUUGAAAUUAAAAGAAUACUCUGAUGCCUUACAGCAUUGUGAUCAGGUUUUACAAGAGGAUGAAAAGAAUGUAAAAGCCUUAUUCAGAAGAGGACAGGCAUUAAAUGGUUUAAACAAAUGGGACGAAGCACUGGAGAGUUUAAAGCAGGCAAGUCAAGUAGAACCAACCGAUAAAGGUAUUCUCAGUGAAAUGGCAAAAACAAAGAAACUAGUAGAUGCAUACAAAGCAAAAGAAAAGAAAAUGUACUCUAAUAUGUUUGCAUCUUGAAAAGUUGGUACACAAAUAGUUGAGUCUUCACAACAUGCAUACUUUCUUCUAGGACAUUGGAAUAAGCAUCAAAACCAGAAGUGAUUCAGUUAGCAUUAGAACAAAGACAAUGAUUUAGACAGAUAUAUAUUAUAAUGUCCUGUCGUCACCAUUGUCUUUCAGUUGUAUAAAACUAACAAACAAAAAAGUAAUAAAAAAGUAACCCGUCA
This is a messenger RNA of Mytilus californianus (California mussel), 1386 nucleotides long. Its product is annotated as peptidyl-prolyl cis-trans isomerase D-like. Lineage: Eukaryota; Metazoa; Mollusca; Bivalvia; Mytilida; Mytilidae. The transcript is spliced from 11 exons. Bases 74 to 1177 code for a protein of 367 amino acids. The record is from RefSeq and is a predicted model, not a curated record. Gene Ontology annotation, molecular function: protein binding; peptidyl-prolyl cis-trans isomerase activity. Gene Ontology annotation, biological process: protein peptidyl-prolyl isomerization; protein folding.